AACGUACACAAACAGCGGCGCUGCUACGCGUGAAGUUAGAGGCACUGUGACACGUGGGUGCGAGAAUUUUUUUUAUUGUUGUGUCAUCGCUUAUUUUCUUUUUAAAAAAAAUAUGCCAAAGAGAAAGAAAGCCGCAGCAGCGGAAAACACGGCUUCCGAAUCGGGAGAAGAGCAGGUCGAGAAUCCGACUUCGGACACCAGGCGGACCCGUAGCGGCCGCACAGUCCGUACUCCCGCCGCUCUGCUCGACUCCCAACUACCGGUGAGGACUCCCAGCAGAAGGACCAGGAGGUCGGUCCUCCAGGAGUUGCCGGCGGUGGAAGAAGAAAACACGAAGGUUCCRGAGCGGAAACUCGAGUGUUCAGUCGAGGAGUCCGGCCUGUCAGAACCAGAGACAGCAGAGCCGCCGACGGAGGAGGAGGUUUCUUCAGCAGAGACAGAUCCAACCCAGGGUGGCGGAGACAUCCAGAUACCCAGACCUGUACCGGCUGAAACAGUACCUUCGGGUUCAGAGACCAUCCCGAAAAAGAAGAAGACGACCGCUCCUCAGGAACCCAGUACCAAACAGAUCCCUCUGGGUAAACCCAAAUCAGGAAGAGUAUGGAAGGACAGAAACAAACAGAGGUUCUCAGCCAUGGUUCGAGACAAGCCUCUGUGCUCCUCAUGGGAGAAGAAGAUGCAGGCCAAGCAAGAGAAGCAACUUGUAAAACAGUUUACCACUAGGCUUAAAGAAGAGAAAAACCAAAAGAAAGAGGAAAAGAGGAAAAGAAGAGAGGAAAACCUGAGACGCCGUGCAGAGAAUGAACGCAAAUCUGAGAUUGUUCAAGUGAUCCGUAACACAGCAAAGAUCAAGAGAAUGAAGAAGAAGCAGCUCAGGAAAAUUGAGAAGCGAGACACGCUGGCUCUGCUGCAGAAGACCCAGAAGCAAAACGUGAAAAACAAAAAAACACAAAAACAUGUGCAGCAGGACCUUACUUAAAACCUUUCUGACAAUAAAAUGCUCAGUAUUUAUG
Messenger RNA from Austrofundulus limnaeus, 1013 nucleotides. It is a transcript of the gene ccdc86, whose product is annotated as coiled-coil domain containing 86. Bases 113 to 979 code for a protein of 288 amino acids. The transcript has 4 exons. Gene Ontology annotation, cellular component: nucleolus. NCBI's taxonomy places the organism in Eukaryota, Metazoa, Chordata, Actinopteri, Cyprinodontiformes, Rivulidae. The record is from RefSeq and is a predicted model, not a curated record.